Ambispora gerdemannii is the source of this 460-nucleotide messenger RNA. The record is from the annotation of a GenBank genome assembly. Lineage: Eukaryota; Fungi; Glomeromycota; Glomeromycetes; Archaeosporales; Ambisporaceae.
UGCAUCUCCAAUUUUGGAUGAAUCAUACAUACACGUGAUCGGUGACUAUCGCCCUUUUAAGGAGCAUUUUUGUAAUCAAUUUGCGCAUCCUUAUUGGUUACGGUGGGAUUCUGUGAUAAUCUAUUUUUCACUAUUGUUGGAACGGCAGUCAUUCAUAUGCGAACUUCUAAGAUCAUUGCGUUGUCUAAAUUCACCCGAAGCUCCACCUACAGCAAUUAUUAUUAAUGGUCCGACAACAUUACAAAAGGUAAUAUUAUACAAACUUUCUUAUACCAAAGAAACACUGGCUGUGGCUAAAGGAACUAAGAAGAGACGGUUUGAAAAUAGGCGACUCUCGGUCAAUCGAUUAAUAGAUUGGUCAGUGUUUGUGUCAGCUCAACUUAUAAGUGAGAAUCAUGAUUGUGGUGAAAGCUCGGACCGUUUCGUGUUAUCAACUCGGCUUAGAAAUAAGAACCAUGGG